GGGAAAACACGGUUCCAGGAUAACUAACCAGCCUUACGUUGACACGCAAGCUUCCAUGACAAUUACCGUAUCCUUAUCUGGGGCACCAACUGUAAUUGUAAUCGUGCUUUAUCGUGCAUAAUAUUAUGAUGAUGAAGUUGCAGAGCGAAUAAAUUUUCUGCCUGUUCCCCUCGGUCUGCACGAUAUCAAGCAUAAGGAGCCAGACCUGCUUCAGCAGUGGCGGCUGUUUUUAUUGAGAAACAUGUUUGCUUUUGACACCAAGGUCGCCAUUGUGAGGCCUUAUCUGCGGUUAGGCGCUGCGCAACAUGAGAAUGACUACGCGAUGUUGAGGGAAACUGGCGUGACGCACAUUUUGCAGGUUGGAUCAGAGCUACGUCCCAGUUUUCCAGAUAGGUUCAGUUACCUUCGAAUCUCUAUCGACGACCGCGAGCAGGAGGACAUCAUUCGACAGCUGCGCCGUUGCUUCAACUUCAUCGACAACGCGCGUCAUGGUGCUGGCGAACGUGGCGUCGGCGCCCCUAAACAUGCCUACGCACCCGAUGAAGCGACGGCGGUGGCGGAGCCGCUGUCUCCUGGAGUUGUUCUCGUGCACUGCAUGGCUGGCGUAUCCCGCUCUGCCAGCGUGGCGGUUGCAUACUUGAUGUGGAGCGAGCAUCUUUCGUAUGUCGAAGCGUUUAAGCACGUCAAGGCUGCCCGGCCCUGCAUCUAUCCCAACCUAGGGUUUCUGCUUCAGCUUUGGGAGUGGGAGUCGUCC
Molecule: messenger RNA, 754 nt
Organism: Volvox carteri f. nagariensis
Lineage: Eukaryota; Viridiplantae; Chlorophyta; Chlorophyceae; Chlamydomonadales; Volvocaceae
Exons: 4
Biological process (GO): regulation of MAP kinase activity; protein dephosphorylation
Cellular component (GO): cytoplasm
Molecular function (GO): JUN kinase phosphatase activity
Source: RefSeq, a predicted model, not a curated record